Sclerotinia trifoliorum is the source of this 2379-nucleotide messenger RNA. Lineage: Eukaryota; Fungi; Ascomycota; Leotiomycetes; Helotiales; Sclerotiniaceae. The record is from the annotation of a GenBank genome assembly.
AUGUUUGAAAGCCCGAUUGUCCGGCCACUAGCUUGUUAUACAAUCAACUUCGUAAUAUCUUAUUUUGAGAAGAACGUCAAGGUGCAGAGAGGCAAAAUCAAUACAUAAAAUCACCUAAAUUUAGAUUGCGACGAAGCAAUCGUCGCUGAUAAAGUUUAAAUAGAUAUUCACGCUGUCCAUUAACUAUGUCAACUACAGCAAAUCCCACUUACGCACCUGGCCCUGCGAAUUCAAGAACCACCUCGAUGAAUGCGAACCAUACCCAUGCCGAAUAUCCCAAUGGACAUCAUCACCAUAACGAUGCUGGAGUUAAGAAGGGAAAGCAGAAGAAGGCGACGGAUCCGAGCGAAGCUUCGAAGUUGAUCGCGGCCAAAAUCUCGCAACUGGAACUGGAUGCAGCUGGAGAGAAGGAUCAAGAGGCAGAGAUUGGUUCGUUUUGCCCAUUCUAGAUACUCCCUCCCAAUCACCAAUUUGUAUCUUGCACCAGAUAUUUUGCUGCGGCGCGCAUUACCUACUCGAAAUGUGUCGCGGCGAAGGAGAGGGGUAAGCGCUUCGCUUCAGAACUGAAUUGUUGUGUGUGGUCAAAUUUAGAAAGGAGGGGUGUCGUCCUUUUUGGUUCUAUGAUAGAUCAAAAAGUAUUUGGUAUCAUUUUUCCAUUUUGGAGAGACCAGAGGACCGAUUCGCCCCAUUUUGAGUUUCCUGCGAGUGCAUAUGGAGGGGCAAUGUGAAAUUAAGUUUUACUGGAAAAAAUUGCUAACAGAUUAUCCUCUCAAGAACGCGAAGUGAAAAAAGCGAAUCGAGAACUGAAUAACCUCACAUCCAAAAUGGAUGAUCUUCAAAAAAUUGAGACCCUUUCCAGGAGGGUCACGGAGCACCUCGCGGACAUGAAGCGACUGGAGCGGGAUAACCAGAAGAACAAGAAGCGUGGUGACGUGCUGCAGAAGGAGAAAGACGUUGCGAGAACCGAUCUUGCCAAAUCCAAUACACUCCGAGAGAAGUUGGAGAAACUUUGUAGAGAAUUACAGAAAGAAAACAAUAGACUCAAGGUGCGCAUUUUACUGGGUGCAUGUGAUUUUACAGAUGCUAAGCGGGGUUAGGGUGAAAACAAGACUCUGCAUGAUACCGAAAAGAAGGCCAAAGAGGAGUGGGAUCAGAAAUGGGACGAAAUGCUAUGGCAAUUUCAGGACUAUCAAGAUAAAAAGGACCAUCCCCAAACUGUGGUUGUCAACCCUGAAAUUGACGAGCUGUAAGUUCCCCCAUGCCGCCGGAGUCCCAUUACUAACUAUUUUUCUCCCAGUUUCAAAGCGAGGUUUAAGUCUUUAAUUGACCAGUACGAACUACGGGAGCUUCAUUUUCAUUCUCUUCUACGUACAAAAGAGCUCGAGGUUCAGUACAACCUUGCCAGAUUUGAGCGUGAACGAAGAGCCGCCGAACAGGAGGUCAAUCGGGCAAAACAGUUGAAUCAGCAGGUCCUUACCUUUUCCAAAACCGAAACCGAGUUGCGAAACCAGCUGAAUAUCUAUGUUGAAAAGUUCAAGCAGGUAUGACCUACUUUUCUAUACAUGAUCUUGGUCGCGUGGUGCUAUUAGAUGCCUAGAGCUAAUUGCCCGUCAGGUGGAAGACACGCUCAACAACAGCAAUGACCUAUUUCUAACGUUUCGCAAGGAGAUGGAAGAAAUGUCGAAAAAGACAAAGCGCCUCGAGAAGGAGAAUAUGUCUUUGACUCGAAAGCAUGAAGUUACCAAUAAGAACAUACUCACAAUGGCCGAGGAACGCAACAAGAGUACCCAUGAAAUCGAGGCGUUGAAGAAGAGAAAUGAUAAGCUAAGAGAUAUCAUUGACCAGAUGCAGAGACAAGGACGAGGUCUUGCCCAAGGCAUGGCGGGAACCGUGGAAGGGGAGUAUACUGAAGGUGAUUUAGAAGGAACAGAGAGCGAGUACGAGUAUGAAGAGGGCGAGGACGAAGGAAGUGAUGGAGAAUACGACGAGGAUACAGAGGAGGAUCUUCACCCGGAGCCUCCAAGACCCUUUGGACCUGUACCACCUCCACCCCCGGCCAUGAAUGGCAUGACUGGUGCGAAUGGCGUACACUGAGUAAGGUGCCAGGCCUAUCAAUAACACAAUUUUGUAUUAAGAUCUCAGUAUCAAUUCUCGAUGCCGCUUGGCAUUGUGCGUGCAUAUGAACUUGCAAAGUAUUUCUUUUGCGAGGUAGCAUCGAGUCAGACAAUCUCACUUUGCACACAUGUAUAUGUAUUAGCAGACAAAUCAGUAAAUAGUCAACCUCGCUUGCAGUACCUAGCGCGCGGGAACAAUUAAUUGUGAGUGGUUUAGUUGUUACCAUGUCCUGUUCGAAAGGCGAACUCGCUUUGUUCUCACUAA